CACUUGAGCGGUUUAACGCAGGCAGGUGCUGUCUGGCUAUUUAACCGCGGGUUGGUGGAUUCACUCCGCUCCGAAACUGGCUACUGAACACACGAAAUCUCCAGUAAUGCGAUGCCAAAGCAACUUCUUCAAUUCGGCACCUCGUCGUCUUUACUUUUCACUUGAUGACAAUUUCUCUGGGGUUGUGCCAGGCGCGUCUUUCCCUCUCUGCCUCCCACAUCUGUCGCACUGAAAGUUUGAUUUUUUAAAAAGUGGAAAUGAACAACACCGGGUUCAACCAAACGGAGGGCGGACUGCUCAACAAGACGGAGGAGUUUUUCUGCUGCAACUUUUCAUCCGUGGUGACUGAUAACGGCUUUGUGGCCGCCGCUCCGGAUGAGAGAAGCCUCUUCAUUAUGAGGGUGGUCCAGAUUGCCGUCAUGUGCGUUUUGUCCCUCACUGUGGUGUUUGGCAUAUUUUUCUUGGGUUGCAACCUUCUCAUAAAAUCAGAGGGAAUGAUCAACUUUCUAGUAACGGACAGGAGACCGUCUAAAGAAACGGAGGCAGUUAUUGUUGGAGCCUACUGAUUGAUGAGGACCUUUAUAUUAUUAUUUGAAUCAGAUCUGAAGUCUGGCGGAGACAGAUGCGAUGAUCAACUGAACAAGCCCCUGUUUUCAUAUUGGUAUUUAGAAGAAAGCCUCAGAAAUAGUCCCCUUGCGGGAUGUAACUGGUGACUGGGGCUCACAGGUGUGACAACCUUAUUCCUUGUGGCUUUUCAAACGCCAACAAAGACUCAUUCAUCUUCAAGA
Molecule: messenger RNA, 788 nt
Organism: Micropterus salmoides (largemouth bass)
Lineage: Eukaryota; Metazoa; Chordata; Actinopteri; Centrarchiformes; Centrarchidae
Gene: rprma
Product: reprimo, TP53 dependent G2 arrest mediator candidate a
Exons: 1
Coding region: 258-566 (102 amino acids)
Source: RefSeq, a predicted model, not a curated record